UGGUGGAAAUGCUGCCCCAGCAGAGACCACGCCUCGUCACACGCCCACUCGUUUGCAAGAGCCAUGGCUGUAUGUAGACGCGCUCCAGUGAGGAAGGUAGACCCUAUUCCACCCAUAUCAUCAGUGUGGACUGGACUUCAAGACAACGUUCAAAUAUCUAAUGAUACAGUAACAUCACAUAUACUACUCCAGGUCAAAUUGGUGCAGGAAUGCAUCGACUGGGCGACGGCAAAUAGCCGUUUGUUCCUUCGUAGAACCCUAGAGGCACGGCUGAUCCGUCUCUACAACGAUAUCGGACGCUAUGUCGAUGCACAGAAAAUCGCUGGUCCAUUAGUUGCUGAACUGAAGAAAAUCGAGGACCGUGAACUGAUCAUGGAGGUCACGUUGGAAGAAAGUAAAAGCGCGUUCGCUCUGAAAAACUUUGGGAAGGCGAAAAACAUCGUUGGUCCUAGCAAGAACCAAUGCGAACGGUGCCUACGUUUCCACCCAGAUGCAGGUGGGAAAGCAGCGCUCGACUUACAGUCAGGGAUUCUCUAUAGUGCUGACGAGAAGGACUUCAAGACAGCAUACUCGUACUGCUACGAAGCCCUCGAAGGUUUCCUGAUUGCUGAUCCCCCUAAAGCAGUGCGCGCGCUCAAGUAUAUGUGCUUAUGCAAGAUAAUGUUGAACGAAGCCGAAUCAGUACCCCUGCUUCUCUCAUCCAAGGUCACUCUUACUACAUCGCGAUAA
Cooperia oncophora is the source of this 729-nucleotide messenger RNA. The record is from the annotation of a GenBank genome assembly. NCBI's taxonomy places the organism in Eukaryota, Metazoa, Nematoda, Chromadorea, Rhabditida, Trichostrongylidae.